GGCAUCAUGAAUCAUUUCAUUUGGGCGGAAGAAAUUAAAAUAAUUAAAACUCGUGCCCUAAUUUUGCACCACUCGAUUUCAUCCACACAUUUAUGAAGAAAAAAAAAAAAAACCCUGGUUAGAAAUCAAGGUUGUAAAUACAGGAGGGGGCCGUGUUCAAGAAUGCUGGUCUAUUUACUCCUUUGGGCUUGAAACAAUUUGCAAAGAAACACAAGAAUUUAGGGUUCAAAGAUUCGAUUUUUAGGGCAAAUAUUAUCUGAUUGGUGUACGAUAAAUUGGGGCUUUUUGUUAUUAUGAUGGUUUAUCUGGGUUCACUUCAAACGCUGGCCACUUGCAAAGAUGUAGCUGGAAUUGCGGGAAAUGUCUUUGCUUUCGGAUUAUUUCUAUCUCCCGUAGCGACGUUCCAGAGAAUUAUCAGAAACGAGUCUACGGAACAGUUUUCGGGCUUGCCAUAUAUAUACACUCUCUUGAAUUGCUUGAUCACCGCUUGGUACGGUUUGCCAGUGAUAUCUUCCAACAACUUACUCGUCACAACGGUCAAUUCGAUCGGUGCAAUAUUUCAGUUAGUGUACAUCACCAUCUUCAUUAAAUAUGCCGAAAAAACUAAAAAGUUGAGGAUGAUAGGAUUGCUCUUGUCGGUUUUCGUCCUAUUUGCAGCUAUUAUCGUCGGAAGCUUGCUCAUAGUUGACUUUGAAAUCCGGCAUUUGACCAUUGGGUUCCUAAGUUGUGCGACACUCAUAUCCAUGUUCGCUUCCCCAUUGUUCGUAAUCAAUUUGGUGAUCCAAACGAGAAGUGUUGAAUUCAUGCCAUUUCAUCUUUCCCUCUGCACAUUCUUGAUGAGCACGUCUUUCCUUUUAUACGGAAUCUUCAAUUUCGAUCCGUUUAUAUAUGCUCCCAAUGGAAUCGGAACAAUUUUAGGAGUAGUGCAAUUAUUGUUGUUCUCGUACUUCAAGAAACCGUCAAGAGAAGACUCAACCGAACCCUUAAUUGUAUCUUACUCGUCGACCGAUGCAUGAAAAAAAAGGUAAUAAAUUUAGUGUGUACAAUUUUGAGGUGACGAGGGCAUGAAGAUAUUGAAAAUCACGAGCACGUAGAUUCCCUCU
This is a messenger RNA of Erythranthe guttata (spotted monkey flower), 1103 nucleotides long. RefSeq names its product Nodulin MtN3 family protein (gene SWEET2). Gene Ontology annotation, molecular function: sugar transmembrane transporter activity. Gene Ontology annotation, biological process: carbohydrate transport. The record is from RefSeq and is a predicted model, not a curated record. NCBI's taxonomy places the organism in Eukaryota, Viridiplantae, Streptophyta, Magnoliopsida, Lamiales, Phrymaceae. Gene Ontology annotation, cellular component: membrane.